GCGCGUCGCCUUUCUAUGACAACUGGUUGACAUUGGCAUGGGGAUAUUCGUGCAAGGUUGAUAUGGCACUUUUUAGACGGUUUGAGGGGGUCCUGACCCAGAUGUCAAAAAUCGCGCAACACAGGACGUUCAGCGUCUCCACGGCAGCCGCUGCCAUUCAGAAGAUGACCAGAGUGCGCGUCGUUGACAACAGUGCCCUGGGAAACACUCCGUACCAUCGUCCCCCCCGGGUCAUUCAUGUUUACACCAAGAAUGGGGUGGGAAAGGUGGGGGACAAAGUGCUACUGGCCAUCAAAGGACAGAAGAAAAAAGCGCUCAUUGUCGGACACAAGAUGCCAGGGGCGUGCAUGACUCCCCGCUUUGACUCCAACAACGUAGUCUUGAUAGAAGAGAAUGGGAACCCGACCGGGACAAGGAUCAAAGUGCCAGUGCCCUCGCACUUGCGCGGAAAGGAGGGAGAUUUUUCCAAAGUGUUGGCUAUUGCUCACAGAUUUGUGUAGACCAGUUGGGACACAGUUACAGUAUGGAACAAUCCCUGCUGUUGCUUAGAUCUGUGGAAGUUUAUUAUUUUCUAAUAAAAGUGGAGUUUGUUAAAGUAAA
Messenger RNA from Megalops cyprinoides (Indo-Pacific tarpon), 600 nucleotides. It is a transcript of the gene mrpl14, whose product is annotated as mitochondrial ribosomal protein L14. Gene Ontology annotation, cellular component: mitochondrion; ribosome. The coding region runs from base 63 to 500 and encodes 145 amino acids. The record is from RefSeq and is a predicted model, not a curated record. NCBI's taxonomy places the organism in Eukaryota, Metazoa, Chordata, Actinopteri, Elopiformes, Megalopidae. Gene Ontology annotation, molecular function: structural constituent of ribosome. Gene Ontology annotation, biological process: translation. The transcript has 3 exons.